CCCUAUGGCACGAGGAGAUUAACUGUAAAGAUAAGGCAGAUGUAUAUAACUGUAAAUAUAAAAUAUAUUGGUGUGAAGCCAGUACAGAGCGGUGUCCGUCAGUCUGUCCGUCCGUCCGGGCCGGGUCCCUGCCGCGCGCUCCCGGCCCCGCGCACGCGCAGCCCCGCGCAGGCGCGCUGGCUCUGUCCCGCUCCGGGCCGGGUCCCGCUCCGGGCCGGGCCGCGCCGCCGCCGCUAUCGCCUUUCCCUGCCCGCUGCCGCCGCCGCGAUCGCCUUUCCCUGCCCGCUGCCGCCGCCGGAGGCUGCGGGUCCCGGCGGGCCGCGGGCGGAGCGCAGCAGCACCAUGUCGGCAGCACGGCCCAGCGAGACGGUGCGCGAGUUGCCACCUGUUCCUUCUACAUCAAGGACAAGUUUUGCAGAGCUUUCUGUUAGGCAGCGAAUGAGAGAGAAGCUAAAAGCAGCAAGGACAAAAGCUGAAAUUACUUUGUCACAAGAAGACCCCAGUCCACAACCAAGGCGCUUAAAAGCCAUCAGAGAAAGAAAACCAGGAGUCAGAUUGGAUAAAAGGUCUGAUAAUGAUAAAUUCAGGGAGAUGCCAGAGGGUGAAUCACACUUACCAUCAAAAGUAAAGUUUUGUGAUUCUGUAAAAAAGCUUAAGCAAAAGUCAACAUUCCAGAAUGAUUUUCCUUCUGAGGAAGAAGCAUAUAAUUUCUUUACUUUCAAUUUUGAUGCUGUACCAGAGAAUAUGAAAGCUGGAGCCAGGAAAAAGAAUGGAUUUAAUGAAGAAGAAGAGGUGGAAGAGGAAUGUGUUGAAACUCAUGAAGAUGAACAAGAGGAGGAUGAAACGGAUGAAGACGUACGCCUAGUGAAAGAUGAUGAUUUAUUCAUAGGGCAGACAGAUGAAGACCUUGUAGUAGUGAAACCUGUUGAUUGUGAAAGCUACACUGAGCAACUGAAAAGGGAGAAAGAAUUUCUCUUCAUUCCCAGCAUGUUAGCAGUGCCUGCUUCUGAGAAGAUGCCUAGAAAUAUGCAGCCCAGGUACCUUGAGGAUGAAGGUUUUUACACUGGAGAAAGGCCCUUUGUGUCACAGUCUAAUCAAAAUAUUUUAGAAAACAGAAUACUCAGACAGGACCAAGGGAAAGAAUGGUUUGGUGAUGAUGGCAAAAUCUUAGCAUUGCCUAAUCCAAUUAAACAGUCUUCUACUAGGCCUCCAAUACUCUCGCUCGAAGAAGGCAUUGCACCAGAACUUGAAACAGUGUAUAGAAAGGCAAUAAAAAUGACAUCUACCAACCAGUAUUUUGUUGGGCCUGGAGAUUUUCAGGGGCUGUUUCAAUUGGAUAUUGAUAUUUCUGGACUGAUAUUCACCCAUCAUCCCUGUUUUAGCCGUGAGCAUGUGUUAGCAGCUAAACUGGCUCAGUUAUAUGAUCAGUAUUUAGCAAGAAAACAGAAGAAUCUUACCAAACUUCUCACAGACAAGCUGCAUGCUUUGAGGAGUGCAGUGCAAUGUAGUAUGGAAGGUGCUGGUGAUGGUGUUCCUGUGGCUCAACAAAGCAUACCUGAAUACAAAAUGGAGAUCAGACAAACCAGAAGACUUCGUGAUGCUGAACAAGAAAAAGACAGAACAUUGCUUAAGACCAUUAUCAAAGUUUGGAAACAAAUUAAAUCCCUCCGGGACUUUCAGAAGUUUACUAACACACCCAUGAAACUUUAUUUGAGGAAGGAAGAGGUUGAUCAAAAAUUGGAUGAAAAAGCAUAUGAAGCAGAAAUUCAGGCUGAGAUAAAGGAAUUGCUAGAAGAAUGUAUGGAAGAAUAUGAAAAGAAAAUGGAGGAGUAUAAAACUGAGCUACAUGACUGGAAAUCCUGGAAGAAGGCACAGAAGUCCAAGAAGAAAAAGAAAAAAGAUACUCAUGUAGAGGAAGAAUCAGAAGAUCAUGAUUUUGGUGAGGAACGUGUAAGACCCAUCCCACCUAAAAUGGCCAAUAGCCUGGAAAUAGAGCAGCAGGUUAGAGAAAAAGCUGAUAACUGCAGAAGGAAACCUGGAGAACCUAUUCUAGUUCCUGAGCUGACCCUCUCAGGAAGCAUAACUCCAACUGAGCAGUGUCCUCGAGCAGAAGUUUUGCGACGAGAGGAUGUGAAGAAACGCUCAGCAUUUAUUAAAGUCCUUUUCAACUCCAAAGAAGUGUCAAGGACUGUUACCCGACCAAUAAGUUCCGAUUUUAGAGUUCACUUUGGACAGAUUUUCAAUUUACAAAUAAUCAAUUGGCCAGAGAGUUUGAAAUUACAGAUUUAUGAAACGACAGGUAUCAGCAGUACCACCUUGUUAGCUGAAGUGUUCUUACCUGUUCCUGAAACUGCAGUUCUGACAGGCAGUGCUCCUCUGGAAGAAAUAGAGUUCAGCAGCGAUCAGCGUGUGAUGUUGGAUCAUGAAGGAGUUGGGAGUGGUGUGUCCUUUUCAUUUGAAGCUGAUGGUAGCAACAAAAUGACUUUCAUGACCUCUGGGAAAGUAUCCAGUAGUGUCUCUUGGGCAGUUGGAGAAAAAGGAAUCCCCUUAAUUCCUCCAGUAUCUCAGCAAAACACAGGCAUUCCAAGUGCUUUAAAAAAUAUUGAUGCUAUUGCAUCCAUUGGCACAUCAGGCCUAACUGAUAUGAAGAAACUAGCUAAGUGGGCAGCUGAAGCAAAACUUGAUCCAAAUGACCCAAACAAUGCAGCUCUAAUGCAGCUGAUCAUGAUUACUACAAGCGGAGAGGCACACGUUCCUGAUUUCUUCAGAUUGGAACAGUUGCAGCAAGAAUUUAAUUUUGUUUCUGAUGAGGAGUUUAAUAGAUCAAAGAGAUUCCGACUGCUGCAGCUCAGAAAUGAGGAGGUGGCAGAGUUCCGAAACUAUAAGCAAGUCCCUCUACAUGAAAGAGAAAUCAGUGAGAAAAUCUUCCAGGACUAUGAGAAGAGAGUGCAAGAGAGGGAUGUGAUUGACAGCAAAAAUUACCUAGAUGCACACAGAGCAGUUGUUGCCAACUAUCUGCAGAAGGUUCGAGAAUCAGUAAUCAAGCGUUUCCUCGUAGCAAAACACCAUUUCAUUCUCUCUGACCUUGUCAAUGAAGAGGAGAUUCCAGGCCUGGGCAUUUUGGGACUCGGCCUCUUUAAACUGGCAGAGCCAAAACGACCAUUAAGGCCAAGAAGAAAAGAAAGGAAGAAGGUCACAGCACAGAAUUUAUCAGAUGGAGACAUAAAACUGUUAGUGAACAUCAUCAGAGCCUAUGAUAUUCCAGUGAGAAAAGCAGUGAUGAGCAAACUUCAGCAGCCAUCGAAAUCUUCAAGGUCCUUUAACGAGAUGUUUGCAGCCUCUCCAUCAGCUCAGAGCCCACCUAACAGCCCAGACUGGGCAUUCAACCAGGUUUUAGUCCGUCCUUUUGUAGAAGUUUCUUUCCAGCGAACAGUCUGCAGGACAACAACAGCAGAAGGUCCAAGCCCCUGCUGGAAUGAGGAACUUGAGCUUCCAUUUAGAGCUCCUAAUGGUGACUACAGCACCCACAGUUUGCAGUCAGUAAAAGAUGAAGUCUUCAUUAAUGUUUUUGAUGAAGUACUUCAUGAUGCUGUAGAGGAUGAUCGUGAAAGAGGAAGUGGGAUCCACACUCGUAUUGAGAGACACUGGCUGGGAUGUGUUAAGAUUCCAUUUACCACCAUAUAUUUUCAAGCAAGGAUUGAUGGUACAUUUAAGGUCAAUAUUCCUCCAGUCCUCCUUGGCUACAGCAAAGAAAAGAGCGUGGGCAUGGAGAGAGGUUAUGAUUCUGUGCGAAAUCUGAGCGAGGGCUCAUAUAUAACUCUGUUCAUUACCAUUGAACCACAGCUCAUCCCUGGAGAGCCUGUCAGAGAGAAGUUUGAUACCCAAGAAGAUGAGAAACUGCUCCAGGCAGCAGAAAAAUAUGAAGCUGAGUGUACAUCAAAGUUUCCAAGCCGCCAGUGCCUAUCAACUGUAAUUGACCUUGAUGGGAAAACAGUUUUUAUUACCAGAUAUAUCAAACCUCUGAAUCCACCACAGGAGCUUCUUGAUGCUGUCCCAAACAGAUCUCAAGCAGCAGCAGAACUGGUGGCUCGAUAUGUUGCUUUGAUUCCUUUUUUGCCAGAUAGUGUGUCAUUUGCUGGAAUUUGUGAUUUAUGGAGCACAUCAGAUCAAUUUCUUUAUCUUCUGGCGGGAGAUGAGGAAGAACAUGCCGUGCUCUUGUGUAAUUAUUUUCUUGGUAUGGGGAAAAAAGCCUGGCUUAUCAUUGGAAAUGCCAUUCCUGAGGGACCAACUGCAUAUGUAUUAACUUUGGAACAAAGUCAGUAUGUAAUUUGGAAUCCCAGUACUGGAUGUUUUUAUGGGCAGUAUGAUACUUUCUGCCCCUUACAAAAUGUGUACUGUCUGAUCAGCUGUGAUAAUAUUUGGUUUAAUAUGCAAGAAUAUGAUUCCCCAGGAAGGAUAUAUUUUGAUAUCAGCAAACCAAAACUUUGGAAGCCUUUCUUUUCAAGAAGUUUGCCAUUCCCUGGUCUCCGCAGCAUUCAGCCUGAAGAACUAACUUACGAGCCUUCGGAUAAGGCUGCUGCACUGGAACUGCAGAGCAGGAUUGAAAAAAUAUUAAAGGAUAAGAUUAUGGAAUGGAGACCCACACGCCCAACACGUUGGAACAGAUACUGCACCUCCACUCUCCGUAACUUUUUGCCGCUGCUGGAACAAAAUCAGGGCAAAGAUGUAGAAGAUGACCAUCAGGCAGAGCUGCAAAAACAGCUGGGGGAUUACAGGGUCUCUGGAUUUCCUAUUCAUAUGCCAUAUUCUGAAGUGAGACCUUUAAUAGAAGCUGUACACAGCACAAGAGUUCACACCAUUGAUGUUUCCAAUGUUGAAUUUGCUCUGGCUGUGUAUAUUCAUGCUUAUCCCCAAAAUGUUCUCUCUAUAUGGAUUUAUGUUGCUUCACUGGUGCGAAAUAGGUAGUAUAGACCAGUCUGAAUACUGCAAGAAAUUUGCUUAUAUAGGUGUAAAUAUAUGAUUUCUCUCACUGCUGAACUAUUCCAAGUAUCUUAAAAAUCAAAUGAGAAUGUGAUUUUUAGUAGCUUUAUUUGCCCUAAAAGCACUAAUUACUGCUAAGGAAGAAACUGACAGCAUUAAUUUCCAAUACUAAUAGGUGAUUUUUAUAUAGUCUUUUAUAGCUCCCUGUGGGACCUCACACUCCUUAAGCAUUACAUAUGUCCACAUAUAAGUGAGAGUGCAGAGUAAAGUGUUUCCUUGGUGUCCCUGUAGCUAGUCAGUUUAUCUACAGCUGUUCUUCCUCUUCAAAAGACACUUGUAAAUAAAAAAUUUCCUCUACCUCAGUUCCUGAAUUUUUAGCUAUGAAUAAAUUUCAUAUACCUAAGAACAUCAGUAAAGAGACCAGACUUCAAUUUUUGAGGGGCUGCUUCAUAUCCUGCUCUGUAUUUUGUCUGUCUAAUGCCAGCACCAUUUAAUGAUGGAAGACAUUUUUGUUAGAAGUUAAAGAUGAAAGAUUUAAUAAAUAUUUUUAUUAAACCUUAAGCAGAAGCUCAUUCCUUUUAUACAAGAAUUUUAUUAAAUUACUUAGGAGUAUGAAAUCCUUGUCUGCAAGUUAGCAAACUUGCAAGUAGAUUUUCAAAAGAAUAAUUAACUAAAAAUCAAAUUCUCUUACUAGUGUGUAAGUAGUUGUGCUGUUAAUACUGAUAUACAUAUCCUUUUCCUGCUGUUAUCUUGCUAAUCAAACUCUUCAAGUAAAAAUUACAGUGGGCUGAGCUUAGGAAGAGUGUUCAGCAGGACCCUGAACUUGCCUUUGUUGAAUUCCAGAUGGUUCCUUUCUGCCCAUCUCUCCAACCUGCCCAGGGCCUUCUGAAGGAAGCGCAGCACUCAGGGGGACCAGCCCAAAGCUCCUCACAGCUUUGUGUUGUCAGUGAACUUGCUGAAGAGGCAUCUGGACUCUCAUCCCAGUCACUGAUGAAUAAGUUAGCCCAGUAUUGAACCUUGGGGGACACCACCAGUGGCAGGCCUCCAACUAGAUCCUAUGCCACUGACUACAAACCUCUGGGAUCUGCUGUUCAGCCAGGUCCCAAUUCACCUCACUGUCCACUCAUCCAGUCCACAAUUCCUGACCCUAUGAGGAGGUUGUGGGAGAUGGUGUUGAAAGCCUUGCUGAAGUCAGAGUAGACAAUAUCUGCUGCUCUCCCCUUAUUCCUCCAGGUUUCCCCAUAAAAGGCAAUCUGGUUGGCCAAGUAUGAUUUACCUUCAAUGAAUCCAUGCUGACUAUUGCUGAUCACCUUCCUGUCAUCCAUGAGAAGAGAUGGCCUCCAGAAUGAGACACUCCAUUACCUUUCCAGGGACAGAGGUCAUGCUGACUGGACAGUAGUUCCUUGGGUCCUCCUUCUUGUCCUUUAUGAAGACCAGGGUGACAUUUGCUUUCUUGCAGUCCUCAGCCACUUCUGCUCUCCAUGACCUUUCAAAGAUGAUCAUGAGUGGUGUCACUAUAGUGUUUGCCAUCUCUCUCACCGCUCAUGGAUUAGCUCAGAGUCAGGGGCUGUUGCCACCCUUCUACAGGCCCCACUAGCAUCACAUGAUGCUUUGCUGAACACUGCUGGCAUCUCCCAAGUUUAUUCCAUCCUCAGCUAUGUCUACACUAGUGUUUUUCUUACCUUACUCUUCAGUUUAGCCUGACCAAGAUGGUGGCAAAACUUCCAGUUUAUUGUAACCUCCAGCUCUGCCUGCACACUGACUUCCCAGACACUUUUCCCUAGAAUCUUGAAAGCUACUAUGUCACCAUAAAUUUGCUCUAAAUAAAUACUAUUCAAAAGAAUUUAUCCAAUUAGGAAAACAGAUAAAAAUUACUAAGCUUGUAUUGUCAGUCCUAAAAAUUAGGCAGGAUAGGAGAAAGAAAACAACCUGUUUGCCAUCUACAAAAGCAGACACCUGCCCUUCAUCUGCUGUAGGAAAAACCAGCCUGCAACUGUGCCAACCAUGAGCAGGUGGCCAGUGGGCUCUCCCUCAUACCACCACCACACACACACUCAUGCACUUCUCAUCUCUUCCUAGCACGUGUUUCACUAAUCACAACAGAAUUUCAGCUCCCUGCCAGUCUCUACUGUCCAGAGAGGAAUCUUUUUAACUAUCAAAGCAAGGGGGAAAAUUUAUUGCUGUCUUUCACAGAGUUCAGAUUAAUGAAAAUUGACUUCCUUGGAAGCUGUUUCAAAAAUGCAACUUAGCAGAGUCAUGGGAACCAUAAAACCAACCCAAAACCCCCAUACAUACUGCACAGUUGACAGCUCUGCAACCAUGACAACAGCCACCCACAUGCCCAACCUCUGCAGCUUCCUGGCAUGGCGCUCUAAAAGCACAGAUAUUCAACCGCUGCACACAUUUUUUUAUUGGUGGGAAUGUUUUAUUUAUGUCUUUCAAGCCCAAAUACAAAACCAAAUGCAAAAGGAAGGUGGCAAUAUCCCUAAAUUUGCAAUAAAAAGAACAACUUCAGGAUGAGAGGAAAGGGGAAGAAACCAGACUCCUAAAGAUGUAUAAUUGUUACCCAAAUGCAAACAGUAAAAUUAAAACUCUCUGCAGAGGUUUAUAUUGUACUUACGGAUUCAAACUUUAAAAAAAAAGGAAGUCACCUAACACAAAAUAAUUCAGUAAAGUACAGUUAAGUGCCAAAAUUGAAUAAAGUGGCAUUAAAAAAAAACUGAAGAUUUUCCCAUCUUCCCCAAAUUAUGUAAAAUAAAACC
Messenger RNA from Motacilla alba alba, 7742 nucleotides. It is a transcript of the gene CC2D2A, whose product is annotated as coiled-coil and C2 domain containing 2A. The record is from RefSeq and is a predicted model, not a curated record. Gene Ontology annotation, biological process: non-motile cilium assembly; protein localization to ciliary transition zone. The transcript is spliced from 34 exons. NCBI's taxonomy places the organism in Eukaryota, Metazoa, Chordata, Aves, Passeriformes, Motacillidae. Gene Ontology annotation, cellular component: ciliary transition zone. Bases 40 to 4965 code for a protein of 1641 amino acids.